ACAAACAGAAGUUUUGCCGUGGCUCCAGGACGCUCAUGAGCGGCUGAACUCUAAGCUGGACCGGCUGAGGACCAGAGAAGCUACUCUGGGCUACAACAAAACGAUGGCACAGAUGCUCGACAUGGAACAGAAGCUGCUAUCUAAAACGAUGGAUGCUUUCAGUCAGGAUGAAGUGUUUGAGCAGAGUCCACAGUGUCGAGAUCUCCAAGAAAAGAGAAGAAAGAUCUGACAGAGGUGGACAAGCUGAUGGAGGCUCUGAGAGAAGCUGAGGCGAGAGCCGCAACUCUCCAAGAAGAACGAAACAAAGCUCUCCAGGAUCUCCAGACUUCUGCUGAGACGCAGAAGAUGCUGAUUAAUCAAAUGGAGGAGAUGGAAAAAAAAGUCAGUGACGUCGUCACUAAACCAAAGGAGAACUCAGAGGUAAAUGAACAAUUGAGACAAGAACUGGAAGUGAUGAAGAAACAUCUGGCUGAGUCACAACAUCAACUGCAGGAGCUAAACGAGGAGAGAAACAUAAAAUUAAGACAGAUCACAGAUCAGAUCAGAGAAAAGGAGAAUCUGCUGACUGAAAGAAACCCAGGAGGACAUGAUGCAUUAAAUGAAUCAACAGGAAACAACAACCAGUGCAGAACAUCUACAGAAGAUUUGGACCUAGAAAAUCAGAAACUGCAGAACCAUUGUGUCUGUUUGGAAGAAAAGCUCAAAGAGAAGGAAAAGAUGCUGCAAAUGCACGAGAAAAUGUAUCAAAAAAAGGAUGAAAUGAGACUCCUGCGCAUUAAAGAACUAGAAGAUUUGGCCUCACACUGGACAGAAAAAUGGCAAAAUGUUGCUUUGAACCUUCGGUCCACACAAGACGAGUUAGAAGAACUGAAGAGAAACUGCACCAUUGAUACAAGAGAAUCUGGGUCUUUACUGAGGUGUGAACAGGAAACAGGUAGUGAUUUGGUGCAGACUCUUCACAAAGACACACAGACAGACCUUUCAGAAUCCUCUUUAACGCCAGACUCCACAUGCAGCAGUAAUAAAUCUCCUCAGGUAACAAGAUGUUCCUCUCACAAACAAACAUUUAAUGUUAAAGUGUUAAAAAAUGUAAAUGUUAACCUGAGCAUACACAAUCCUCAGCUUUGGUCGCAAAACAGCGAGGUUCAGAGGCUGAAGCAAAAACUUUCAGAAACAGAAAGGGAAGUGAAUGAAAGAGAGCAUGAUUUGAGGACUAUGGAACGGCUAAGAGAGAUGGAAAGAGCUGAGGCUCAAAUUAGGAUUUCUGCUCUUGAGCUCAAGCUCAUGAAAAAGGCGUCUGAAGUUUGUCAAAACGGUGGAGGAGUUCAGGCGGAUGUGUCAAACCCGGCCUCAAUGCACGAGCAACAAGACGAGUGGAGGGAAAAGUUGGAUGAGACACAGCACCUAAAUCCUCCAGUCCUCCACAAACAUCCAAACCAGAGGCAGACGUUUUCCCACAGUGAGGGUAAAAAUAAGACUUUGUGGACUGAAGACAAGAAGAAUAAAACCAUCUGCCUUGUUGACCAAGAGGUGGAGCAGCAGAGAAGAAUGGUCACUGAGCAGUUAAAGAGCUUGUUUAAGGAGCGAGAAGGAAAGGAGGCGAGAUUUGCUGAUACACAACCAGUUGCUCAAAGUGGAUCCUCCUCAACUCAGGACUGGACUCCCACAUCUCUGGUUAUUAGGGCUGCAGCAGACAGGAGAAAUUGGCAGCCUGGCUCGGCUUUAAUGCCGGUGUUGGAGGAGGAUGAGGAGAACGGUGACUGGUCAGGAGUGGAUGAAGGGGAAGUAAAACAGGAAGCCCACGCUGAGUGCUAAAGUUUCACCGCUCUGGCUGCAAACUACAGAAAUUGAUUGUCUGUGUGGGGGAAAGGUGACCUGCGGUGGAGGAACACCAUCAACCUGAUGGAGUAUUUCUGGAUCAGACUGUAGAUGUUUGCAAUCAAGAUGAAGAUGAAGAAGAGGAAAAACUAUAGCUUAGAAAAUCCUCAGUAUCUGGAGAAAACAAGCAGCAUUGAACUCUCUAAUCAAACUGAAUGUUAGCCUAUAUUUUUGAAAGCAUCACCCAGCUUUGUGCUCGUCACUUCACCAAAUACUCUCUCCCUUACAUACAUUUUAAAGACUUUUUAUAUAAAUGUCAAUCAGUCAAUUUAAUUUUACAGGCUUAUCUACAGAGUGCCUUGCAAAAAUAUUUACACUUUGUGACGUUGAAGCUCCAAACUUUCAAAGUGUUGAAUAAAUAUGCA
Molecule: messenger RNA, 2243 nt
Organism: Xiphophorus maculatus (southern platyfish)
Lineage: Eukaryota; Metazoa; Chordata; Actinopteri; Cyprinodontiformes; Poeciliidae
Product: putative leucine-rich repeat-containing protein DDB_G0290503
Exons: 16
Coding region: 247-1815 (522 amino acids)
Source: RefSeq, a predicted model, not a curated record